Oppia nitens is the source of this 1164-nucleotide messenger RNA. RefSeq names its product vitamin D3 receptor-like. The transcript has 6 exons. Gene Ontology annotation, biological process: cell differentiation; negative regulation of transcription by RNA polymerase II; positive regulation of transcription by RNA polymerase II. The record is from RefSeq and is a predicted model, not a curated record. Gene Ontology annotation, molecular function: RNA polymerase II cis-regulatory region sequence-specific DNA binding; zinc ion binding; nuclear receptor activity. Bases 1 to 1164 code for a protein of 387 amino acids. NCBI's taxonomy places the organism in Eukaryota, Metazoa, Arthropoda, Arachnida, Sarcoptiformes, Oppiidae.
AUGUGGCGACAAAGUCGAAAUUUUGGUGCCUUUACUUGUGAAUCGUGUAAAGUAUUUUUCAGGAGAAAUGCCUUCAAUAAAAAAGAUUUAAUAAAAAGUAAAGCAAUUAAAGAGAAAAUUGUUAAAAAUAGUUAUAAAGUAUUGAGAAAUGUUGUUAAUCGUAGUCCUGAAUCCGAUAACUCCAUUGACACAAAUAAUUCAAUAGAAAUAACAUCAAGUAUUUACCAAAAUAUUCAACAAAUUAUUUCUCCAAAAUUCUAUAGUAAUAGUAAUAAAUAUAAUUUUUUGGAAACACUUAAACAAAUUGAAUCGACUAUUGAUUGCUAUAAUAAAAGGAAAGUAUUUCGAAACAGAGUCCAGAAGGCAAUUGAGUUGACUUUUAGUCCCAUAUUUCCAGAGUUAACUGAUUUCAGUCGAUUCAAUGAUUUGGAAACCAAUCGUUUGAGUGAUUUGUUUAAGGCGUCCAGUAUUUUCAAGUGCACUGAAUUUAUAACCAAAAAUGUUAGACUUUUAGACAGUUUGAUUGAUUUACACUUUGAAUUUUCACGUAAAUUAAACAGAGGGGUUCACAAGUUAAUCAUUUUUAUUAAAAUGUUUAACUCAUUUACCAAUAUUUGCUCAGAGGAUCAGUUGGCACUCGUCAAGUAUAGUUGUCUUGAAAUUAUUAUAUUGAGAUAUUGUAUUUACUUUAACACUGAAACUGAAUACUGGACAGGUUAUGUGAAUUGCGAAAAUCCUUCUGUCAUAUCAUUUAGUUUGGAUUUAAUGCGACCACAAAAGUGCAGUAUUUAUAUGAUUUAUAAAAGUUUUUACCAUAAAAUUGCUAAUGAAUGGGACAGAGAUUACAUAUUAUUGGAUUUAUUGACAGCAAUUAUUUUAUUUAACCCGAACCGUCCGUAUUUAAAUCAUCGUGAGGUUGUUCGAGCGGAACAACAAAUGUAUAUUUAUUUAUUGCAACGAUAUUUGCUAUUGAAAUGUGGCUCCAAAUAUGAGACCGAAAUCAAAAUGACUAAACUUAUGGAUUCAUUAAUUGAUUUACAAAUACUCAGUGAAAUUGAACGCUUAAAUGCCAGUGAACUAUACGGACAGCACUUGGAGCCCGUACUCAAUGAAAUACUAUUUGAUCACACUUUUGAUAUCACUGAACAACGGUUUUUAUAUUAA